Rhizophagus irregularis DAOM 181602=DAOM 197198 is the source of this 1437-nucleotide messenger RNA. RefSeq lists its product as uncharacterized. NCBI's taxonomy places the organism in Eukaryota, Fungi, Glomeromycota, Glomeromycetes, Glomerales, Glomeraceae. The record is from RefSeq and is a predicted model, not a curated record.
GCAGAUUAAAAUGUAAUGAUUUGUUAUAUUAGUAGACUUUCAUCAUUCGAUAUUGUUAUUAAAUAAAUACAUCAUUUAUCUCCUAGAUCGGUUUAGCUAAUGUUAAUUAUUCUCUCUCUUUCCUUAUUUCGUUUCAUAAUCAUCCGGAAAUAUGAAAAAUCGUAUUUCCUCAAAGUCUAAACCUAAAAUUACAUCUUCAACAAUGAAAAAUUCUCAAAAUAACGUCAAAGUUCUUAAUAUUAAACGUUCAGAUUAUCUUUCUUAUGAUGAUUUGAGGUCAAUGAGAAAAAAAGUUAAUGAAUUAACUACAUUAAAUUACGAUAAUGAAGAAUCAAAUAAUAUUAAUAUUACUGAUGACACAGGAGAUUUUAUGCAAGAUUUUAAUAAAAAUUUUGAAGAAAAUUAUUCAGGAGUUAUUUCUAUUGCUACAUUAUUCUGUACUAUUAAUAAAUUAUUUGAAGAUGUUGGAUGGAAAUUUUCUAAUUAUAAUAAAUUAGAUGUUAGUAAAUGUGAAUUGACUAAUCUUAUAACCAAACAAAAAUUUAAAAUUAACAUAUCUUUUGAUGAAGGUUAUGAAGCUGAUAUUAAAGAACAUAGAAUGAAAAAGAAAAAUGAAAAACCUGAAUAUUUUCAUGUUUAUGAUAACGAUGAAUCAAAAUAUUUGUAUAUGAAUAAUGAUGAUGAUAUUAAAAGUAAAGUUGUUGAUUUAAAUGAUGUGAAGAUUAUUAAUGGAGUUCAUGAUGAAAAUACUAUCGAUGGAAAAUUACAUGCUUAUUCCGCUGCAAGAACAAGAAUUAAAAGAAAUUUACCUGAUCUUCAAGAAGAAAUUUAUGUUAUUCUUGAAGAGGUUAGUGAUGAGAUAAAAAAUAGAGUAACACAUUUUGAUGAUCCUUUCUCUCUACUUAAAAUUUUUGAAGAGAAUUCUCACGAAAUUAAGAAUUCAACGAAAGAAAAAUUCGAUUGUGAUGACGAUCAAGAAUAUUUAACAAGAGAAUAUGAAAAAAUUGAAAAUAAUAGUUAUCAUUUCGUAUUGGUUGAAGGGAUUAACAACGUUAAUAGUGAAGAAAGGCAGAUUACAAUGCUACCGACAAACCAAAGUUUAAUGACAACGAACCCUUCUAAAGAUUUUUAUUACUAGCGCUUUCGAUAAUAUGAUUAUACCCUAAAAAAGUAUUGAAAUUUCAAUUUGAUAAUAAUGAAAUAAUGAUGAAUAAAUAAAUAGUUUGAUCCAUUCUUGCUUAAUAUUCAGGAGAAAUGUGUAAUGCUUUUAUGCUAUGAAUUAAUAUUAUUUAAAAAUUAUUGCAAAAAUAAAAUAAAUCAAGCGCACGUGCAUUUUACUAAAUUUAUGUCUUACAAUGGUGCUUUACCAAUUAAGCUGUUCAUUUUUUUGAUUAAUAUAUAUUAAGCUAUCAAAGGGUAGGCGCUCUGUAUUGUGUG